AGCAGCCUGUGCGGGAGCCUCCGGACGCUGCCCGGGCAGGCAGGCAGGCGCUCGCUCCGUCGGUCAGCGAAAGGUUCUGGCUCAACCAUGGGGAAGCAGAAUAGCAAGCUGCGUCCGGAGAUGCUCCAAGAUCUCCGGGAGAACACAGAAUUCUCUGACCUGGAGCUUCAGGAGUGGUACAAGGGCUUCCUCAAGGACUGUCCCACAGGCAUACUCAACGUAGAGGAGUUCAAGAAGAUCUAUGCCAACUUCUUCCCGUACGGCGAUGCCUCCAAGUUCGCCGAGCACGUCUUCCGCACCUUUGACACCAACGGCGACGGCACCAUCGACUUCCGAGAGUUCAUCAUUGCUCUCAGUGUGACCUCACGGGGAAAGCUGGAGCAGAAGCUGAUGUGGGCCUUCAGCAUGUAUGAUCUGGAUGGGAACGGCUACAUCAGCAGGGAAGAGAUGCUGGAAAUUGUGCAGGCCAUCUACAAAAUGGUCUCUUCGGUGAUGAAGAUGCCAGAGGAUGAGUCAACUCCCGAGAAGCGGACAGAAAAAAUCUUCCGGCAGAUGGAUACCAAUAACGACGGCAAGCUUUCUCUGGAAGAGUUCAUCAAAGGUGCUAAGAGCGACCCGUCCAUCGUGAGGCUGCUGCAGUGCGACCCCAGCAGCGCCUCGCAGUUCUGAGCGCCUCCCUCUCUGCGCAGGAAAUGG
This is a messenger RNA of Euleptes europaea (tarantolino), 696 nucleotides long. It is a transcript of the gene HPCA, whose product is annotated as hippocalcin. Gene Ontology annotation, molecular function: calcium ion binding. Bases 88 to 669 code for a protein of 193 amino acids. The transcript is spliced from 4 exons. Lineage: Eukaryota; Metazoa; Chordata; Lepidosauria; Squamata; Sphaerodactylidae. The record is from RefSeq and is a predicted model, not a curated record.